Rubroshorea leprosula is the source of this 1500-nucleotide messenger RNA. NCBI's taxonomy places the organism in Eukaryota, Viridiplantae, Streptophyta, Magnoliopsida, Malvales, Dipterocarpaceae. The record is from the annotation of a GenBank genome assembly.
AAAAAAAAAAAUUAUCUCCGCCUUAGAGAUCACAGUUAAAAAAAGAAAAAUUCCACAGCUUUACUACCAACUAACACUAACCAAGAUAUUUAAAUACACAUAUAAAAGAUCGUCUCUCGUCCGCUGAGAAAAAGGAGGAAAGCUCAGAGCUGAAAACAGAGAAGCGAAAAUGGGGAAGUCUCAGAUCUGGAUUGCCAUGGCGGCUCUGGCUUUGUUCUUCGUCUCAGCUUUAGCAGACGACGUAGUGGUGCUCACCGAAGACAACUUCGAGAAGGAGGUUGGUCAAGACAGAGGAGCUCUCGUCGAGUUUUAUGCUCCCUGGUGCGGGCACUGUAAGAAGCUUGCUCCGGAGUAUGAGAAACUCGGUUCAAGCUUUAAGAAGGCCAAGACUGUCUUGAUCGGGAAGGUGGACUGUGAUGAGCAUAAGAGCUUGUGCAGUAAAUAUGGGGUUCAGGGGUAUCCAACAAUUCAGUGGUUCCCCAAAGGUUCUUUGGAACCCAAAAAGUAUGAAGGACCAAGGAGUGCAGAUGCCCUUGCUGACUUUGUGAACCAAGAAGGAGGUACUAAGGUGAAGAUAGCCUCAGUUCCAUCCAACGUGGUGGUGCUAACAGCUGACAACUUUGAUGAGGUUGUACUUGAUGAAACCAAGGAUGUUUUGGUUGAGUUUUAUGCACCAUGGUGUGGCCAUUGUAAAAGCCUUGCUCCUAUCUAUGAUAAUGUAGCAACAGCAUUUAAAAUGGAAGAAGGUGUGGUUAUUGCCAAUCUAGAUGCUGAUAAAUACAAGGAUUUAGCUGAAAAGUAUGGAGUAAGCGGUUAUCCAACACUGAAAUUCUUUCCAAAGGGCAAUAAAGCUGGUCAAGAAUACGAGGGUGGCAGAGAUUUAGAAAGCUUUGUGAAUUUCAUCAAUGAAAAGUGUGGCACUGGUCGUGAUGGAAAAGGACAACUUACACCAAAUGCUGGUAUCGUGUCAAGCUUGGAUGCAUUGGUGAAGGAGUUUAUAGCUGCUGCUGAUAGUGAGAAAAAAGCAGUCUUUUCCAAGAUAGAAGAGGAAGUUGAGAAGCUCACAGGUCCUGCUGCAAGAUAUGGAAAGAUUUAUUUGAAAUCUGCUAAAAGUUGUUUGGAAAAAGGAGCUGAUUAUCCCAAGAAGGAAACCGAGCGCCUCCAGCGCAUGCUUGACAAGUCAAUAAGUCCAGCAAAGGCCGACGAAUUCAUCCUCAAGAAGAAUAUCCUAUCGGCAUUCGCUUAAGAACUUUGCUGUAUUUCACUCAUCUAAUAUUAGCUGAGGGUUUGAUCUUCUCCUACUGUUAUGAGGAUUGAUUUUUCUUCCUCCACUAGGAUAUGAUGUUAUUAUUAAGUUAAAUCAGAGCAGAAGUUUUACCAGCACCAUAUUUGUAGGUUUUAUAUGAAUUUAAUCACAUGGAUAAUGACUUUUAAUAGGCAGUUCAUCAUAUUCAUACCCUAAUUUCCUUCCUCAAUUUUCAAUAUAAGCAUACUAAUUUG